This is a messenger RNA of Pararge aegeria (speckled wood butterfly), 2048 nucleotides long. RefSeq names its product non-structural maintenance of chromosomes element 1 homolog (gene Nse1). Gene Ontology annotation, biological process: double-strand break repair via homologous recombination; DNA damage tolerance. Gene Ontology annotation, molecular function: ubiquitin-protein transferase activity. The coding region runs from base 118 to 1020 and encodes 300 amino acids. Lineage: Eukaryota; Metazoa; Arthropoda; Insecta; Lepidoptera; Nymphalidae. Gene Ontology annotation, cellular component: nucleus; Smc5-Smc6 complex. The transcript is spliced from 5 exons. The record is from RefSeq and is a predicted model, not a curated record.
AAUUGAAAAUUAUUUUAGUACCUAUUUUGUUUGUUUCCGCUCCUGUACUCAGUAAUCGGUUUCGAAGUACUACAUUUAUUGGAUAAGAAAAUAACGAAACAAAAUAGUAUAAACAAAAUGAGUUACGGUGAAGUGCAUAGGUUUUUUUUACGCACUAUCGCAAGUAAGGGGGUGCUCACAUUUUCAAACGCGCAGAACAUUUUGGAUCAGUCAUAUCCCGAAGAUAAACCUUCAAUAGAAGAUCUAGCCAAACAGAUAAAUGACACAAUAAGGCCAUUCCAACAAACAAUUAAAAUUGUCAAUGAUGAGGUGACCUCGGAGAAAAAUAUUGUUUUCCUAUUCCUUGGUUUUGAUGAUGCUACCAAGUCUCAGAAUAUGUUUUCCGCACAAGAGCUAGAAUUCUUUAGAACACUGAUAGAGGAGAUCAUGACUACAGAAAGCCGACAAAUAUCAUCACAGUAUGCUUUGAAUUUGGUGAAUAAAUUGAAAGUACCCAAAACUGAUGCACAGAGACUAUUACGUACCUGGUGCAGAAUGCAUUAUUUGGUGGAGAUCAACACAAAUUAUGCUCUGGGGUUACGGGCUAUACAUGAGUUCCAACAUUACCUACGUGAGAAUAUGCCAGACACUAUUAAUGAAUGCUGUCUUUGCAAAGAGAUUGUUUUUAGGGGUUACAAUUGUCCACUGUGCGGAGAUGCAGUGCACACACGGUGCUUGAACAUGUAUUUGGAAGCUGGACCGAAGUGGCCGUGCUGUAAGGCUAAUUUCGACACGGCGCAACUAGAAACUCUUAACCGUGAAAGUUUCAGUAUAUCAGAAACUCAACUCUCAACUCAACUCACAACUCAACACACAACUCAAAAGACAAACGGAACCCAACACACAACCCAGCAGAGAAACGAUAGUAUUGAAGAAUCAAUAGAGACAUCCGACGACGAUUUUGAGCAAACUCUAGGAACACCUAUACCGGGUGUUUCACAGAGAGUUUCUAGGAAAAGGAAAAGGAUGACGAGGGAUUGAAUCCUUUGAGAAAUUACAAUUGCCUUGUUGAGAAUUUAAGGUAUAAGCUGUAUGUGAUAAUUUUAUUAAUAUUUUCCGUUUAUUUGUUUAAAUUUUAAGUCAAAUCGAAUCUAUAAUUUAGGAAGCUUUCAUACUUAUCUGUCCAUUGACUGAAUAUCCGAUGUCGUAACUUCGGGUCACCAUCAGCCAGGCUAGAAUGAGAUAUGUCCAACCUGGAGGUUUUUGAAAUAAAGGGAAAUGAAAAUGUAGCAAAUAGUAAAACUAUAAUUGUAGGGCUUUAAUGAAUUAAAAAAAAAAAUACGUUUUAUUGAUUUGUGUAGUAGGACAAGAAUAGAGAGAUGUUGUAAUGCGACUGAAGAUUAAAUCAGUGCUUUGUAUUUUCUCAAAUAACUCUCUCAUUUCAAGAUUUCAAGAUUUUUUUAUAUUAAUAAUUGACGGACCAAGAAGGUCUUGUUGGUAAACUGGAAACCAUAUAAUAAUACCCAUACCGCAGUAGCGUGCACUUCAUACAUGCACAAAAGCACUGCAUACCCAAAUAAUUUGAUAUAGCGUAUCGGAAGGUAAUUAUUACCAUUUUAUGCCAUGUACCUGCUUUAUGCGUACCCUGGUAAAAAACCCUGUGCACGCCACUGCCAUACCGCCUAUAGAACAAUACUUUGCUUGAGCAAUAAUUACUUAAACUUUGCCUUUAUAGAUAUUACAAUGUAGAAGUGUGUGAAGUAUGGAUAAGGGAGAACACAUUAACAUACUAUAACAAACUUUAUGCCCAAAAAUCAUUAAUUCCUUUUGUAAAAUGGAAAAAGUCAACCCCAAAGAAAACCCAAAGAGGUGUUGCUAAAUUGAACAUUUUUUUUUUACAUUAUUGUUGCAUUCAUAUAUUGGAUAGAAGCAGGCGUUUCUUUGCGGAAUUCCAUGAUAUGUUAUGAAAAUAAAGCUUAAUUUUCUAAACUCCAUAUGUCAACAAGUAAAAUUGUAAAGUCAACAUCUCCUGAGGGUGCUCCGGUUUGAAGAUCUGUUUGGUGUGGAGU